Cyprinus carpio (common carp) is the source of this 1596-nucleotide messenger RNA. Its product is annotated as SLAM family member 5-like. The transcript has 4 exons. The record is from RefSeq and is a predicted model, not a curated record. The coding region runs from base 489 to 1319 and encodes 276 amino acids. NCBI's taxonomy places the organism in Eukaryota, Metazoa, Chordata, Actinopteri, Cypriniformes, Cyprinidae.
AGAACUGACAAUAAAGCAGACUUGACUUGACUUGACCAUUAGAGAAACUCUGAAAUCAGUCUGAGAGGAGAAACAACUGAGACAUUUGAUAAGAACUGAAGAAGAAACGAGCUGAAGACAGUUAGAGGAGAGAGCAGAGCCAAACACUCUCAGGAUCUCAUGAGCAGAUCAAACACUGCUUUAAGACACUCGCAACUUCUCCAGUCUCUGAUCAUGUUAUGAUUCAGUUUAUCUCUGUUGAAAAGGACAACACUGAACAGAAGAGGAAGAUGUGCUUAAAGUGACAAAAUUAACAUGUUGUGAAAUCAGCAAAAAAGAGCUGGAUGUUCACACGGUUUAACACUUCUAGUUGUGCAGUUAUUUUAGCUGACAGUAGAGUUUCUCGUGACUUUACUACAGAUCAGUCUCUCAUCAGCUCAUCUGUCAUUUUAUUACUGAACCAGUUCUGAAGAGUUUGUCUUCAUAUUUGUGGACUGAAACUGUUGAAGAUGUUUGACAUAUUUUGCUUCUGUUUGUGGCGUCUGGUUGCUGUGUUUGCUGAUUCAGAUGCAUUGACGCCAGUGUCAGUGACGGAGGGAGAUUCAGUCACUCUAAACUCUGGUCUUACUGAAAUUCAGAAUGAUGAUCUGAUAACAUGGACAUUUGGACAUUCAGAGACUCUUAUAGCUCAAAUCCUUAAAAAAGCUCAGCUCUUUUCCACAUCUCAUGGUGAAGCUGCGGGAUUCAGAGACAGACUGAAGCUGGAUCAUCAGACUGGAUCUCUGACCAUCACAAACAUCAGAGCUGAACAUGCUGGAGUUUAUGAACUACUGAUUGUUGGAGGAAAACUGUCAUCAAAAUAUUUCAUUGUUUCUGUGAAUGCUUGUCUGCCUGUUUCUGUCAUCAGCAGUAACUCUUCACAAUGUUCUUCAUCAUCAUCAUCAUCAUCAUCACAGCAGAAUUGUUCAUUGGUGUGUUCAGCUGUGAAUGUGAGUCAUGUGACUCUCUCCUGGUACAAAGGAAACAGUUUAUUGUCCAGCAUCAGUGUGUCUGAUCUCAGCAUCAGUCUCUCUCUACCUCUGGAGGUGGAAUAUCAGGAUAAAAACACCUACAGCUGUGUGCUCAACAAUCCCAUCAGCAACCAGACUCAACAUCUGGACAUCACUCAACUCUGUCACACAUGUUCAGACUCUGUCCACUGCUGUGGUUCUACUGAAGCUGUGAUCCGAUUGGUCCUCUCUGCUCUGGUGGGCGUGGCUACUGUCAUUCUUCUGGUUUAUGACAUCAGAUCCAGAAGAGCUGAACAAGAUCAAACACAGAUUCACACAUCAGGCCCAUAAUUGACAUAAUUUCUCAUGUAACAUUUUUUUUUUUCUUUUCCGUUUUCAAAGUUUUAUAUAUUCAUGUGCUGAUCUUGAUGUAAUCUUUUAUAUUUUAUUCAGGGGUUUAAGAGCUCCUAAAAAUGUACCUGUAUUGCAGUGUUAUUGUAGAUCCAGUUUAAAAGGACUAUUUUAUAUAGUUUAUAUUUCUCUCAGAUAAUACACUUUACUGCUGCUGUCCAUUUGUCCUCUGUAUUUGCUUUAUCAAUAAAGUGUUCUCACUCUGAGCUUCAAGAGU